Molecule: messenger RNA, 1206 nt
Organism: Dufourea novaeangliae
Lineage: Eukaryota; Metazoa; Arthropoda; Insecta; Hymenoptera; Halictidae
Product: gamma-soluble NSF attachment protein-like
Exons: 8
Coding region: 154-1206 (350 amino acids)
Biological process (GO): intracellular protein transport
Cellular component (GO): SNARE complex; vacuolar membrane
Molecular function (GO): syntaxin binding; soluble NSF attachment protein activity
Source: RefSeq, a predicted model, not a curated record
UUUGGCUGUCUUUGGUUGCUGGCACGGUGGUGUUGAGUGGUAUUCAGUGGUAUUCGAAAUCAACUUCAUUUUCAACAAUUUCUAAACUGACAGCUUCACUGUUACACUUAUUGAAUUCAAAGAAACUCAAACGAAAACACCAUUCGGAGGAAAAUGUCAAAAAUCGAAGAAGGAAACUCUCAUAUACGCCAAGCUGAGAAAAGCUUAAAAACAUCACUGUUAAAAUGGAGACCCGAUUUUGAAGUCGCGGCUGAUGAAUACACGAGUGCAGCGACAUGCUUUAGAGUAGCAAAGUCAUAUCAACAAUGUAAAGAUUGUUUGAUGAAGUCUGCUGAUUGUUACAAAGAAAAUAGAUCAUGGUUUCAUGCUGCAAAGAAUAUUGAACAAGCUGUGUUAAUAUGCAAAGAGAUGGGCAAUCUUGCAGAUGUGCCAACAUUAGCACACAGGGCUUGUUCCCUAUAUCAGAUGCAUGGAUCACCUGAAUCAGGUGCAAGUGUGCUUGAUAAAGCAGGAAAGAUGAUAGAGGCUAGUCAACCACAAGAAGCAUUAGAACUAUUUAAACGUGCUGCUAAUAUUGUUAUGGGAGAAGAUAGUCCACGUCAAGCAGCAGAAUACAUGAGCAAAGUAGCAAGAUUGUUAGUAAAAUUGCAAAUGUACGAUGAGGCAGCAGAUGCAAUUCGCAGAGAAAUUGGAAUGCAUCAGCAAAUAGACCAUGCGCCUUCUGUGGGAAGAUUAACUGUAGCGUUAGUAUUAGUACAAUUAGCUAGAGGAGAUCAAGUGGCAGCUGAGAAAGCUUUCAAGGAAUGGGGAAAUUAUUGUGAAGCCCCUGAGGUUCACACACUUGAAAUGUUAUUACAAGCAUAUGAUAAUGAGGAUGCAGAUGCUGCAAAAGCUGCUUUAAAUAGUCCUUUUAUAAAGCACAUGGAUGUUGAGUAUGCUAAGCUUGCUAGAGGUUUACCUCUACCACAACAAGAAUAUGCUAUACCACCAGCAGGAGUAAGAGCAAAUGCAGCAGAGUCAUAUACAUCUCCCAAUGCAGCUAAAUUAUUGGAUGAAACUACUAAUGAUGGCCAAAACAUCAGUAACAAUGCAGCUGAAGAUACUACUGAAAAACCAACAGAAUGUAGUGUUCAAAAUGAAGAACAACCAGCAUCCUCUCAAAAAGUAGAAAAAGAAGAAGAUGAAUAUGAAGAAGGAUUGUGUUGA